GCGAACUUCGGAGUCGCUAUAGAUACAAUAAGAUAGUAGAAAGCCUCCUAAAAAUGAAGCGAGUGCAGUUCCUUUGCCAAGAUCGAUUUUGUUCCAUGUAUGCAUCCACGGACAGAGGUGAGGAGUGCCCUCUCAAUAACUGUCCGUUCUUGACGACUUGGCUGGGCAGUUAGCUGGCUCCUGCUUUGUCUCAAAUCCACGUCCAAAAGCUGCGUGGCAAAUGCUUCUUUUCUGGUUUGGCCCGUCUUUGGUCUCUUAAACCUUUGUGAUCAGUGAGGGCCAGGGGAUUCUACUCAGGGGUGUCGCACCACAAUUCUUCAACCUAGGCACCACCCGAUGGAGUCCUGCAAUCCUCCAAUGAUGCAAGAACCUUGUUAUCUUUGCCAGGGGAUUCAGAGAUAUUCAGAGUAUUCUUGGCAUCCAUUUCCGUUCUCAACCAAAACAGAUGUCAACAUGCAUGCUGCAUGUGCGUUCUUGUUUGUUCCUGUUUCACCGAAGAGGUGCAGCUCCAUUCUGGUGCUUGGCGACCUAAGGGCCGGCAAGGGCUUCGGCCGGUCGGUGUCUUUUUCGCGAAGGGCCUGGUGGACUGGGCCUGUGGUCGGCGUCUACACUUGGUUUGCCUGACCUGUGAGGUCGACCUGAACGGAAUCCAUGCACCGUUCCCAUGCGUUUUUCCGUGCGUUUGUCCAGUACCCAGGAGCUGAUAGCCAAAUAUCUGGCGGAUUUGAGUCACAGAAAUCCAAGGACGCAGCAAAGUCACGCAGGAAACACGUUGACAGCUGCAACUGGUGGAUGGAACGGUGGGUAGUAGCUGGGUUGUACCUUCAGAGUACUUUCAGCUAGGGCCACGGAAAAGGACCGACUUGGACACUUGCACCACCGAGUCUUUUGGGCCAAGAGCAGCAAUAUUCUUUUGAAUACGCCGUAAUUAUCUAUAGCUGUGACAGCUCAGAGAAAAGCCCCCAGGAAGCAGUACGUGGUUUCAACAUUUCGCAGCCAGAUCCUGCAAUCAGCAGCGGGGUCAUCAAAGCAGAAUACCGCCCUGUAGGCAAGAGCUUAGGAGCACCUACAAACAGGUGCUUGCAACCGAUUCAAUUGUCACCUGAUCUCAAACAUUUCUCACUCAAGUGACAACUAAUUGCUUUGGUAAAGCAGCAAGCCUUGAAGCAGCUUCUGAUUUCUACCAGAGCCACCCUCCAAACCCUGCAAUUCCUCUUCUUGCUGAAAGGCAUGUCUUUGUUCCAACGGUGUACUGAGUACUGUUUGAAUCUGAGGUCCGCUGGGGGUCGACGGGGUACAAAACCCGGCUGAUGUCAAUCCCGGCUAGCCCAAAGUGGGCUUAUGGAGUUCGAGGACUCCAGGUGUAGGUUUUGAGGCCCUUCUAGGUUGGAUAUCAGGGGGAGGCCAUCGCUUCUAGGUUUGGGUUCUUUUUUGCCAGAUCCAGGUCUAGCUGUAUAGGUAAACGUGGAUGCAUUUUGAAGAGGACGCUGUGAAGCGACAAAGGUGUUGCCCCGAUGCAUUGUCGAGGGCAUACGUUUGGUAGGUCUCUUGAUCUCUCAAAUGUGUGAUCACUGCUGAAAAAGUGAGGGCGGCAAACAUUCUGACAGGUUUCGCUCUCACGGUCUGACCACAGACUUGAAGGCCCAACUGGGCGUUUUCGGAACAUGGCAAUGUUGAGUCCUGCGCUAGAAAGGCAUGUAGAAUGUAGACAGGUGGGACUCUGCCUUUCUUUAAGCCCUCAUACAGAUUCCCUCAUGAAGAAGGCGCCUUCUGUUGGGUGCAUGUCUCCGAAGUUCGGCUCGCUGAUCGAGGCCGGCAGGCCGCACCCCUGACGGUCCACAGCGGAGCCAUGCAUAUAUACAUCUUCUCCACCCUCCAAAGAGGAGGAACCUAGUCAGCUUCCUUCAACCUGUGCCUGUUGGCCGUGGAACACCGCACAGCGUCGAUCUGUGAAAACCUCCGCUUCCAUCGCCGGCUCUCGCGCCGGACGUCGGCGACAGUGACGUCGUCGCCCGGUGGACGGGGCGCGGGCGUGCGGGAAAGCGGUGGAGCUCGACGGGGCGCGUCGAGCUGGUCACUUGAUCGUGAGGAUCACUGAAAAUGCGUCGAGCUGUUUGGACCUGCUGUCUGCAUGGUGAGAUGAAGGAAUCUCCAGGUGACCUGUGGAGUCUGUGGGUGGUGUUGGCAUGAGACACUUUGAGCCUUCCGCUGGACCAGAACAAGAGAAGAGUACUGGUACCAAGUGCUGCCUUCGUCAAGAUGUGCAUUGUACAUCCCCACAACAGUGCUGAGUCCAUAGUUUCCUCUCUUCGGACAAAGGUAUGCCAACGAAGGCUUUCUGAGAGACAUCGGUUUGACUUGUCUCUCGAACUCGAACAUGUUUGAUUACUGAAGCAGCCAUUUGAUCAGCGGCGGCAAGUGUUUUGACAGGUUCUGAUUUGUAGUGGUCAGUUGGACCAUGUUUGUUGAAGGGAAUGCAGAAUGCUAGCCGUUAGCGGUCUCUGUAUGAGAUCUUGUGAGUGCUCCACUUUCAAAGGGCCAUUCAUUUCACACGAACCAUGUAAUGAUUGUAGCACGCAGGGCCGUUCGUUGCAUGCAUCCGUGCAUCAAAAACGUUUACGAUCUGACGUGACCAUGACCUGCCAAUCGAUGACCUGAUCAUACCUGAUCUAUCACGCAGAUCCUCAGUAGACGUACGGGAAGACGCCCGGCUGCGCCACGCGUCACGCCGAUGCCGGUGGCGCGACGGGUCGAUGGUUGAGCUGAUUUGCGAUCGGUGAGGCCCAGAGCCUCGGUCAUUCGCGGUGGAUGGAGCCCCAAACGAAUCUGGUCCAGGACUUGGGAGACCUCAGAGUCCAUGGAGUCUUUGUACCCGUCCUGAAGGAUUGAAGCAAGUACACCAUGCUUGUCCAAUGCAUGUUGCUUCUCUUCAGUGUGUGCCUUCCAGUCAUUCAAGAGAAGAUAGAGAAGAGUGCUGCAUCAAGCCCCUCCCUUUGGUGUUCAAGAAUUUCAUGCACGGCUUCGGCUUGGUUUGUCGCCAAUUCUCAGAACACAACUCGAGCAGUAGUGCACCAUAGUGCACUAUCAAACACUUUCUUAGAAAGGCAUCGCCUUUCUUUGUCUCUUGACUCAAACAUUUGUAACUACCAUUUGGACCGGCUCCGUCUUGUACUUUUUCCGACUCAAGGACCGGAGAUUGGGCGCCAGAAGGGCCGCGGCAUUCGUCGUCCUUUUGAAACCACUCGGCGCUGCCGAGGUUUCUCAAGCCUGAAACAUGCCCAUCCAUUGAAGCCACUCUGCGCUGCCGCCGUUUUGCUCGUCCAUGGCGAAUAGGAGGCCAGUGUCAAUCACUUGCCUUUGUUGAUAAAGAGUUGCAUGUGCAGCUUCAGCGUUUGCAUCGCAUUUGUUUGACUUGUCUCUUGAGCGUUAACAUGUGUGAUAACUAAUGCAGCCGUUUGCCCUGCUAAGGCAGCCAGUCUGAUGCGAUGUGUUCAAAGGACAGCCCUAUUAAUUCGAGCACUUAAGUCUUGUGCUUGAACGGAAAAUCCUUGUUUCAAGGCUUGAGUCUUGAGUUACUGCUAAAAAAAUACAAAGUGUGAUGAGAUGCUGCAUGAAAGGAUCCUCUCACCACUUUUGGAUGCACCGUUUUGGUGGCUUCUGAAAGCUCAUCCUGAAAACCUUGAAGAGCUGUGUGCCUUUUGUUCUUGAUUUGUUGGCAUCCGUUUGAGUUGUCUUUUGCUCCCAAACCUUUGUUAUCACUGGUACUGUCGUCCUCUCAGCAAUCCCGGAAUCAUUCAGAUAGGUUCUCAGUGGUCGGGUGAUGUAGUAAUACAUGGUAUUGAUUUGGAGUAUUCCAUGUGUGUAGCGCCUGCCGAGAUUUUGCCACGCUAUGCCGCGUGCUAUGCCGCGUAAGAAACCCAAUGGGAUCACGAUAAGUCAGCGAGUCAAGUCAGGCUAUUCACCUAACUCACUGGCAUCAAGAGAAAGCCACCUUGCUCCAACAGCUUUGUUUGGGGACCACUCAGCAUGCCAAUGGGAUCACAGAAGGAUUCUACUGAGGGUUUGAACAGAGCUCACGUGUGUCUUGAUCGCAAGCAUACUCGCAACCAUUUUGAUUGGCUAUUGAAAGUCCUGAAGCGGGGCCACGCCGAUUUGAAGGUCCUGCGCCGGGCUUCGUGGCAGCGCUGAAAAGCAAUUGAAGUCUUGUGCCAGGAAGGCAUUUCCUUUGACAUGAAUUUUGUACCUGUUCCAUGAAUCAAUGAAGUGCUGCCGAGCUUGUUGCAGGCCAUGAUUCGCAUGGAGGCACCUCCGCCAAAAGGAGAAGGCACUGCCUGGCCCUCCCAUUUAGAAAACCCCUUGAUUGGAAGAGAGGUGGCCGACCCCGUUGCUUCAUGCAUCCCUCCGCUGUGGAUGCCUUUCGAUCCGUUGCAUUGAAACCGACGUGAAGGACACCGAGGUUCGUGUUCCGAGGGCACGUGGCGGACGCCGGACGCCUUUGCGACGAUGGGUCGCUGGGCUUGUCCAGCUUGGCUCGUGUUUCGGAGCGUGAACUUGGAAGAUCCAACGGAUCCCUUGCUGCGGUGGCCAUAUUUGGGGUGAACGGCCGGAGCUGGAUCAGUGCUUGUCAUACGUUUCACACUCUUCACCCCCCAUUUUCAGUAAUGUUGGACUCCGAUGAUAUCGAAGGAGCACUUGUGGCAGCCCGACUUAGCAGUGCAUCAUGCUGAGCAUCGUUGAAGAUCCUUCAACAAACCCAGCAAAGAUCUUAGGGCCCCCGAGAUCAUCCUGUAGUAAAAGCUCUGGCCGAAAAAGGGUAAGACCUCUUUGGAGCUUGUGCAAGUGUCCUUCCACCACAUCUCCCCAUCACUUGUUAGUGCAAUCUUUUCUCUUCACUCACUACCCAAAGUCAGAACCCAUCAUGUUCCAGCCCAUGCGAACCCAUCACUUGUGUCUCGCCAGCUCAGUGGAAUGGAACGGUCGAACCAACGUGUUGAGAAGGAGUUCCAUGCACGAGACGAGCGAGCGUGGCCAUUUUCGUGUCGGAGCGGUCACUGGGGCACAGCGGCUGCGGAGUGGGUAUGCCACCUGGCAGCAUGACAACACUUGCUUGUCCCACUCUCCUGUAGGAGUCGAUUCAAGCUGAGCUUGUCUCAGUGGUCACCGCAGCUGACGCAGGUCACCAUGUCGGUUUGGAGGGCGGAAGGCCGCAGGUGUUGGGUCUCCCCAGCGGCGUUGGUUUUGCAAUCAUUUUGAAACAGCCAGUCACACGGAGCACGCACGUUCUUUUUGCAGGGAACAAAACAAGGCGGCCACGUAACCCGUGAAACCCACGGCCGGCGUGACACUUCACAUGCGAACGUCCAGCUUCGCUUCUGCCGAGAGCGGCUUGUCGGAGUUUCGACCGGAGUUCGCAAGCCCGUUUGAACCUCGGCCUCAGCG
Durusdinium trenchii is the source of this 5439-nucleotide messenger RNA. The record is from the annotation of a GenBank genome assembly. NCBI's taxonomy places the organism in Eukaryota, Dinophyceae, Suessiales, Symbiodiniaceae.